UUGACAUUCUUUCGGCGAACGUCAACAUGGCCAAUGUUGAACCUGACUACGAGCAAAAGGGGGAGCAUGGCGAGACUAAAGUCAAGAUCAUCUGCCUGGGGGACAGUGCAGUGGGAAAAUCCAAAUUGGUGGAGCGGUUUUUGAUGGAUGGAUAUAAACCUCAACAACUGUCAACAUAUGCACUGACAUUAUUCAACUACCAGACAGAGCAAGGGGAUGAGAAGGUUUCAGUGGAUUUCUGGGAUACAGCGGGCCAGGAACGUUUCAAUAACAUGCAUCCAUCGUACUACCACAAUGCACAUGCAUGUAUAUUGGUGUUCGACACAACUAGAAAAGUCACUUACAAAAAUUUGCCGAACUGGUUAAAGGAACUGAGAGAAUAUCGUCCCGAGAUUCCUUGUCUAUGUUGUGGAAAUAAGAUUGAUGUGGACUAUUCAAUAACAAAGAAAGCUUUUACAUUCCCAAAGAAACAUGGCAUGCCAUUUUACUUUGUAUCAGCUUCGGAUGGAACCAAUGUCGUCAAGUUAUUUAAAGAUGCCAUACGAGCAGCAGUAGCCUACAAAAACAAUUCCACAGACUUCAUGGAUGAAAUCAUGAGGGAACUUGAAAAUUUUGAGUUAGAAACAGACAAUACAACAACAGAUAGUGCUAUAAACUCAGCUAGUAACAGUGGGGACAAAAAGGAGGCCGACUCCAGCUGAGAGUGACCUCCCCUUAGAUAAUGACAAAUACAUUCUAAUUUAUUCUGACCACUUCUGGGCUCUGUACAGCAUGGAUCCACGGUGAGGGACGGCCCUGCACGGAUCCAGCGAGGGUCGUAACUGACCAUCGAUGAUGUCAUCUAUCGCGGACAUUGUAGUGCUAGUGAUACAUAGAACAGGUGGAGACUUCUUCUCUUUUUGUUUCAACUGCAGUUAAAAAAAAAAAGAAAUCGGACACCAUUUAGAGAAAUUUGUUCACAGAGGUUCACAUUGAGACAGAUCGAGACUCACAGGGGAUUAAAUUCAACAGUCUCAAGUUUUGAAUGGUUGUGGGAGUGUAGGAAAUUUAUUGACUUUUUCACAAAAAUUUCUUGGAUUGGGAGCACAUGAUCUGAUGUGAAUGAUUUCAGCUCUAGAGUUUCUUUGUAGCAAUUUUUGUUUGAGGUUUUUACAGAAUAAUGUUUAUGUUUAUAUUAGUAAUUUCUUCUUUUUUUGUCUUGGAUGAUACAUUUCAAAGAGAUUUAUAAUGUGCUGAGUACUUUUUUUUUAAGAAUGGCAUGUUUUGUCUAUUUAAAAAAAUUUCUGCACAUAUCAUGUUUAUAAUAUAGACUAAAUUCUUGUUCAUUGUGUUUCAUUUUUAACGUAUUCAUACAAAGAAAGUUUUGAGGGAGAAUUCAUUGUCUAUCUCAGUAGGUCAGUCAGAAUACUCCCAGUCUUGCCAAUAAGAAAAAGUUGUAGAUUAAAUUGCUUUUACAUCUUCAAUGUACAUGUAUAGAAUAGAAUCUCUGAUUAUAAAUAGCACUCUUGUUAUAUUUUCUCAAAUUGCCUUAUAUGUAGAUAUAUGAUAGAUGGUGAAUUGCCACUGGUGCAACUAUAAUAAUGUCAUUCGUAUUUUAGCUAACGUGAAGAUGUAUUAGGAUACCUUACAAAGAUUUCUAUCGAUAAAUGAAUUGUUUUCUAUACAUUAUAAUGAUAACUGAUUAUUCAGAAAUUGAGAUUUUUUUUUAUAUUCAAACGAACUAUGAACAGGUAAAAAAAAGUUGGCUAUAAUCCAAAUCAAAAACCAAGUAUACAGAAUAAUAAUUCAUGUAUAAAUAUAGAUACUAUUGAGUUGUAAUUGAAUACAAGAAAUCAAAGGAAUAUUAUUAUAAAAUUGCAAGAAGCACACAUAUCAGAUUUAUUUUUCUGACUGUUGUGAACUAUAUGAAACUAAAAAUUUGGUAUUCGCAAUUUCACAUGUUCUUGCAAUUUGAUGCAAUACACAGGAAUUGCAGAAUAAAGUAUUCGCACAAAAUAGGAAUCUACCCACAUAAAAACGAGGGCUUGCUUGAACACACCUAAGGAAAGCAAACACACGAAUAUGUAUUGCCUCAUGUAUUGAAGUAACCAUAACUGUGCUGUUUUCUGUUGGCUUAAAUUUAUGAUUGUGUAAUUUAUGCAUGAUUGAACUGCCAAACUUGGAAUAAGCUAUUGUGAUUCCACUCUUUUAUCACAUUACAUUGAAUUUAUUUUUUUUUUUACAAUUCAAGCUUAUGUUUUGGUAUACCAUGUGAUAAGCUGCAUGUUUAGUUAUAAAAACUUUUGAAGUUUAGUUUAUAAAUAAUGUUCUUCAAAGCUAGUGUUAAUUUCUGUAAUAGAAUGUGAAUAUAUUUUUUCGUGUACCAGGUAUCAGAAUAUAACCAGCAGUGGUUUUUAUGUACGCAUUAGAUACAUAUUUUAUAAACAUUCUUUUGUAAUGAAACGCCUUUUCUGCAUUUAAAAUAUAAGGUUUUUGAAGAAAAAACCAAUUUUGGUUUACUGAAUUUGAUUCAGUUCAAUGUGUUUCAAUUUAAACUCGCUUUAUUAAAGAUGCCAUUUACUUUCUUUUUUAGAUUUUUGAUUUUGUUAACAAUGUCCGUCCUCAAUCAAUAAAAAUAUCAUCUGCAUAUCAAGAGUAACAACUAGUUGUUUACAUUUUUUACAUUGAUGAGUGAUUUGGCAAU
Molecule: messenger RNA, 2683 nt
Organism: Magallana angulata
Lineage: Eukaryota; Metazoa; Mollusca; Bivalvia; Ostreida; Ostreidae
Product: rab-like protein 2A
Exons: 8
Coding region: 27-701 (224 amino acids)
Cellular component (GO): Golgi apparatus; endosome
Molecular function (GO): GTP binding; GTPase activity
Source: RefSeq, a predicted model, not a curated record